This is a messenger RNA of Capsicum annuum, 1179 nucleotides long. RefSeq lists its product as uncharacterized. The record is from RefSeq and is a predicted model, not a curated record. Gene Ontology annotation, molecular function: protein dimerization activity. The coding region runs from base 1 to 1179 and encodes 392 amino acids. The transcript has 4 exons. NCBI's taxonomy places the organism in Eukaryota, Viridiplantae, Streptophyta, Magnoliopsida, Solanales, Solanaceae.
AUGGAAGCAUUUAUUGGACUUGUUCAUGUUAAAGAUACUAGUGCUUUAUCCCUAAAGAAAGCAAUUGUGGAUGUACUUGCUCACCAUUCUUUAACUUUAGCUUAUGUACGAGGGCAAUGUUAUAAUGGAGCAAGCAAUAUGCAAGGAGAACUUGUAUUAUUGACUUCAAAUAUUUUGAAUGUGUUGGGAGCUUCCUUUAAACGUGUGGAUAAAUUUCGAGAAUAUCAAAAAGAAAAACUCCAAGAGGAAUUAGAUAUGGGUGAGCUAGAAACGGGUAGAGGUUUGAAUCAAGAACUUGGUCUUAUUAAAGCCGGUGAUACUCGUUGGGAAUCUCACUACAAGUCGUUUAAAAAUUUUAUUAGUAACCUUGCCUCCAUUGUUGAUGUACUUGAUUCUCUUGUUGAAAAUGCAAGAAUCACAAAUGAUCUUAAUGUGUCAUUACAGAAAAAGGAACAGGAUAUUGCUAAUGCCAUGAUUCUUGUCAAAGUAGCAAAGAGAAGAUUGCAAGCAUUACGAGAUAAUGAAUGGGAUCCUAUUUUUAAAAAGACUGUUGGUUGGGAUUCGCUCAAAGAAAAGGUCGAGAAAUUUUGUAUCAAGCAUAGUAUUCCAUUACCCAAGUAUGAUGAGCCAUGUGCUAACUCAGGGAGAUCACGACGUAAAGUAGUUGAUUAUACUACUUUGCACCAUUACCGUGUGGAUGUGUUUUAUAAAAUUAUUGAUUGGCAGUUACAAGAACUUAAUGACCGUUUUAAUGAGGUGACAAGUGAUUUGCUUAAUGGUGAAGCUUGCUUGAAUCCAAUUGAUACAUUUUCUAGUUUUGACAUCCAAAAGAUAUUGGUGAUGGCUAAAUUAUAUCCUGAUGAUUUUGAUGAAUUCUCCAAUUUAGGCGGACUUGGAGAACUUUCAAGAAAGUUGGUUGAGAAAAAGAAGCAUUUAACCUAUCCUCUUGUAUUUCUUUUAGUGAAGUUUGCUUUGCUUCUACCUGUUGUCACUGCAUCAGUUGAAAAAGUUUUUUCGGCAAUGAAGUAUAUCAAAAAUGACUUGCAGAAUCGAAUGGAUGAUGAAUUCUUAUAUGGUUGCAUAGUGCCUUAUAUAGAAAAAAGAGUAUUUAAGAAUAUUUCUAAUGAGUGUAUUAUAGAAACAUUUCAAGGGAUGAAGCGUCGCCGAAUGCACUUGUAA